GAGACUCUGAGUAUUCUUCGAAGACGGCCUGAGUCUCAGUCUCCACGUUGAAUUCAAACGACCAACAACCAUAAAACGUGUCCGGGUAUAUCACGACGUGCGACGUUAUUCGCGAUAGAUUUGAAAUUUUCUAUAAACCUGGCAUCGACAAAAGUUAACUUCACCUGACGUAUGAUUAUCAUUCAAUUUACAUCCCUCCAUAUUACCCCCUUCUGUUGGCACUGUCUUACCUUAACGUAGAUUUUCAAAGAAGAUUUACGAACUACAAAAAAGUAUCUAGCUUGAAAGAUACGACGACGACGCGGUUGUCGUUUUAAUUGUGAUAAUUACUCGCUACCGCUUACAACUUAAUAGGGUGUUUCCUGUGCCGUGUCAAGAAUCGUUUUUGUUUUGUGUUUUGUGUUUUUAUUUUUCUUAAUAUCUUUUUUUAUUGUUUCUAAAACAAUUUACAGUUUUUCUUUAUAAUUAUUCUUACUCCAGGCAGUGCUGAAUAAAAGAAAAUAAUUAUUGAAUUAUAAAGUAUUUUGAAAGUGUGAUUGAUUUGAGCUUGUAUCUUUGGAAUAAUUGGCAAGCUCAAGCUUUUUAUACCUAUACAUAAUUAAUUUUAAUUAAAGGAUUUCAUUUAUACAUAUUUGGAAUUACGCAAAAGACAAAGUUGCAUAUUUGGAUUUAUCUUAAACCGACUUAGAACGAAAAAGACAUGCCAUAAUGGAGCCUAUGACCGCUCUUGUUCUAGCAUUUCAACUUAUAGCCUUAUUCUCAAUAGCAGGAGCUCUAGUUCUGUACCUACUUUGUAAGGUCCGCAGUACACAGGUUAAUCUCUCUGAACCACAAAGUGGCACUGUUCUAGUUACAAGUGCCGACAGUGCUUUGGGACUGCAGCUAUGCACACAUUUGGCUAAUCGGGGAUGUCGGGUAUUUGCCGGAAUGAAAGACUCUGUGGAUUCGAUUCCUGCUAAAUUGCUUAGAAAUUGGAUUAAAAUGAAAGAAGUCAAUGUUGAACCUGUUCAAGGAUCAAUUAUUCUAAUGCAACUCGAUGUGACACGUGAAGACAUUCUACGGGAAGCUACUGAAGCUAUGGGAUCUCAUUUGAAUGCUGGUGAGCGUGGAAUAAGUGCAGUGAUAAACACCAGUGGAUGCAUUUAUCGGGGAAGAAUCGAGAGUCAAGAUGUCCAGCAAUGGGAAACAAUGCUUAAGACCAAUAUUCUGGGAUCAUUGAGAGUUGCCAAGGCUUUUGUCGGUCUAUUGCGACCAACUCGUGGUCGUCUUAUUUAUCUUGGUGCUGGGAAUGAUGGUGAGGAACUCGUAGCAUUCAAUGCAUCUCGAGUUGCUGUGGAAAAAUGUGCAGUUGAACUUCGCAAGGAAUUACAACCGUACGGUAUAAGUGUAGUAGCUUUGGACACAAAUGGAAUAAAUGCUGAUUCUCUAUUCCGAGCACCGAUACCGCAUGUCAUAUCGGACUGCGAAGGAGCUCCAACACAAUAUUCAGCUGAAGUACUGACAUCAAGUGCCUUAACAGCCAUCGAACACGCUCUCUGGGACAUCCGGCCAAAUGAGAGAUACCAAUUAGCGGUGCCACAAAACAAAUAUAAUAUAACGUUGCCAUGCAGGUCAUCAUUCCGUUUAAAAAUGGACAUGGGUGCCGUACAGAAGGUCUAAUUUAGUUUUAGACUUUUUCGUGUUGAAAAGAAAAAACAAAAAUAAUU
Molecule: messenger RNA, 1706 nt
Organism: Eupeodes corollae
Lineage: Eukaryota; Metazoa; Arthropoda; Insecta; Diptera; Syrphidae
Exons: 3
Coding region: 709-1659 (316 amino acids)
Source: RefSeq, a predicted model, not a curated record